AUGUCGGAGCCGGUUCUGGAAAAAUCAAAAUCCACCCUCUCGAAGGGCACGUCCAGUUCCCCGCAGACGUGGGCGGAGUACAAGGAACGUUUGAAAGUUUUCGGCUGGCAAAACGGGACGAGCUAUAAAUGGUACUACUAUAAUUUGAAUUUGAGUCGAAAAUUGCGGAAAAUGACGUUUGAGUUCGGGGGGAUUAGAUAUAUUUUAUUGUUUUCUUUCGCGUCUCUGUCUCGCCCUUCUGUUUCUUUUAUUCGCGCGAAAAUGCGUGCGAUCUGUCAAGGAAACGCAUUCGAACGCAACGAUUCGAUCUUUUCAUGCGGAGCGAUCGAGAGUGGUCGAGACAGAGAGAUGAAAGUCUGA
Messenger RNA from Bathycoccus prasinos, 360 nucleotides. RefSeq lists its product with no specific name. NCBI's taxonomy places the organism in Eukaryota, Viridiplantae, Chlorophyta, Mamiellophyceae, Mamiellales, Bathycoccaceae. Bases 1 to 360 code for a protein of 119 amino acids. The record is from RefSeq and is a predicted model, not a curated record. The transcript has a single exon.